This is a messenger RNA of Psylliodes chrysocephalus, 3316 nucleotides long. The record is from the annotation of a GenBank genome assembly. Lineage: Eukaryota; Metazoa; Arthropoda; Insecta; Coleoptera; Chrysomelidae.
UAUAAAAGUUAAACCUUUUUGUUGAGAUUCGAGCGAUAAUUAUAUCAUUUUUUGCAUGUCGAUAAACGUCUGUAGAAUUUGGAAAUCACUUUUAGUCUGUCUUUGUUGAAGUGUUCGUUUUAACGGGUGUUAAUUAUUUUAUUUCAAACUGACAAAAAAAAAUGAAUUUAAUAGUAUGGAUCUUUACACACAAAUUAUUGGUGGUUUUAAUUGCAGUGAUUAUCAGUUUGGCCUUAUCCACGAUUAUACUAGCCAUCGAAAAUAGAAAAUUAAGAAAUGAAAUUGAUGAAUUAAUUGCGAAAGAAACGAAUUUGACCGAGAUGAACAAAUACAGGCUGCCUGGUAUGGUGAAACCAAUUUUGUAUGAACUUUACUUCUAUCCAAAUCUAUCUACAGGAUUAUUCAAAGGAAAAGUCGACAUUUCUGUGGACAUUUUAUCUACGACGGACAGCAUCAGUCUGCACAGCCACACGUUGAACAUCGACAAUGUGCACAUCUCUUCCGAGAACGGAACUUACUCCCUCGACCAAAGCUAUCAGUUGCUGACUAUAAGAAAAACAGAUCAAUCUAAUUUCACACCCGGAAAGGAAAACCUACAAAUAGAAUUUAGCGGUGAUAUGAAAAAUAGGAUAGUCGGAUUGUAUACUAGCAGUUAUAAAGACGCGAAUGGAGAAAGCAGGAGAAUGGCUACUAGCAAAUUUGAACCAACAUAUGCCAGGCAGGCUUUCCCCUGCUUCGAUGAACCAAACAUGAAAGCCAAAUACAAGGUUCAUCUUUUAAAACCAAAGGAUAAUUCUUACAUUGCUUUAUCCAAUUUUCCUGUAUCUAACAUCACCGAUUAUGAUAAAGAAAACCAGCUAGUUAGUUUCGAAGAAACAGUUUCUAUGUCGACGUACCUAUCUUGUUUUAUCGUAUCCGAUUUUGCACAUACUGAAACUUCUUUCAAUAAUGACGGCAAGAUGAUUCCUCUCAAAGUUUACGCCAGUCCUGAUAAUUUGCAGAAAACUCAAUAUGCUGGUGAAGUCGGGAAAAAAGUUAUCGAAUAUUACGUUAACUAUUUCCAGAUACCGUACCCAUUACCGAAACUAGAUAUGGUCGCCAUUCCAGAUUUCGUAUCUGGAGCAAUGGAACAUUGGGGUCUCGUUACUUACAGGGAAACAGCUUUGCUAUAUACAAACACCACACAUUCCACCAUAAACAAACAACGCGUGACUACCGUGGUAGCCCACGAAUUGGCACACAGUUGGUUCGGAAAUUUGGUAACAAUGAACUGGUGGAAUGAUCUUUGGCUAAAUGAAGGUUUCGCUUCCUAUAUUCAAUACAAAGGUGCCUCUGCGGCUGAACCAACUUGGGGUUUGUUAGACCAGUUCAUGCUGGAUUUACAUGCCGCCCUAAAUUUUGACUCCAGACUAAGUUCACAUCCUAUCGUACAAACUGUAUUGACUCCUGACCAAAUUUCGGAGAUUUUUGAUCUAAUUUCUUAUAAAAAAGGCGCUUCAAUAUUACGAAUGUUAGAAAACACUGUAAAGGAAACCACUUUCCAACAAGCUGUCAAAAACUACCUCAAUCUCUACGCUUACAAAAAUGCCAUCACCGAAGACUUUUUAGACGAAGUACAAAAAUUGGUUGGAACCGUUUUGAACGUUAAAGAAUUAAUGGAAACCUUCACCGUACAAAUGGGGUACCCCAUUUUGACGGUAACUCGUUCUGGAGACGAAUACACGUUGACCCAGAAGAGGUUCCUUGCUGAUUCGACUGCUUCCUUUAAUAAGUCUGAUUCCGCAUAUAGAUAUAGAUGGUCCGUACCUGUCACUUAUAUCACCGAUUUGGGAAAAUCAUCCAGUUUUGUCCUUUUCAAUUAUAACGCUGAUUCUAUAAAAAUAACCAGACCAACAGGAGCUAAAUGGAUGAAAUUCAACCACGAUCAAAUCGGUUACUAUCGCGUCAAUUACCCAAAAGCAGAAUGGGACGACCUCAUCGCUCACUAUGGUAACUUCAGCGUUGCUGAUAGAACGCACUUAUUAGAAGAGGCCUUCAGUAUAGCGGAAGCGGAUCUGUUGGAUUUCGAGGUACCAUUGGAGCUGACGAAAAAAUUAAGCGCCGAAUUCGACUAUAUGCCGUGGAGCGUUGCUUAUAUCAAGUUAAGGUCAAUUUUGAACCAUCUGAAGUGGUCUGGUUCCGAUCAGGAAGCAGCAUUUAAGAAAUACGUCAUUGACAUUGUCUCGCCUGCUUAUAAUAAUUUUUCCUGGAACGAAACUGUUGACUACAGCCAUCUUGAUAGGUUAGCAAGAAUCGAAAUAUUUUAUCUGGCGUGUCUAGUCGAUCACGAAGCUUGUUUGUCUGAAGCUCAAUCAUACUUUAAUCGUUGGUUGAAAACGAGACAACCGAUCACUCCAGAUUUGAGAAGAAUUAUAUACUCAAAUGGAAUGAAGAAAGCUAAUAAAACUACCUGGGAUGCUUUACUGGAAAUAUACAAAAACGAAACUGAUGCUUCUGAAAGACUAAAACUAAUGAAAGGAUUAACUAGCAUAGAAAACGAAGAUAUUUUAAAGAAAUUAUUGGAGCUAGCAAAGGACGAAACUCUAGUACGAUCUCAAGACUUCUUCUCGGUGGUGCAGUUCAUAUCUAUUAAUCCAUCUGGUACGGAUUUAGUAUGGAAUUGGGUCAGGUCCAAUUGGGACUAUCUGGUACAUAGAUUUACGUUGAACGAUAGAUAUCUGGGGACGUUAAUACCUGAAAUUACGUCGACGUUUGCUACGCAGGAGAGAUUAACUGAGAUUGAAGAGUUCUUCAAAGAACAUCCAAAUGCUGGAGCUGGUGUAGCGAGUAGAGCGAGAGCUUUGGAAAAAGUGAAACACAAUAUUCUGUGGUUGUCUAAAAACAAGAAGACAGUGGAGAAAUGGAUACGGAAAAAUAGUGUUUUGUGAUUUUAUUGUUGUUUUAUAAAAUUUUAACAUUUAAAUAAAUAAGUUAACUUGUGAUAAAAUAAGUUGUCUUAUUUACUAAUUUAACAAUAUUGUGAAAGACGACGAUAUACGUGUUCUUUAAUAAAUGCGGCGGAAUUAUAUACUACAAGUUGCAUUCAUCGCUGCGCUCUAAAUUGCAAUAAAUAUACACUAAGUUUUCAUUCUCAAUUUUUUUAUUACUCCUGGAGACGUCUCUGUAAGAGGCCGAUAAGGAAUGUCUCUGAACAAAGAACUACGUCACAGGCAUCAUUUACUUCUUGUCCACUUCAGGAGGGGUUAAACUCUUGUAUUUUAUGUAUAUCCUAUAUAGAUGUAAAUUGUACAUAUUUUAACUGUUUAAUAAAUUAAAU